UCCCCUGCGAGAACCAGGACGAGAAAGCACCGCUAGUUUUCACUGCACAGAAUUCAGUCGCUGAGCAAUGCGCCGGCGGUGAAUCGGGUCUCUCUCCCGUACACCGCGAAUGGGUAGAUUCGGCUGGCUAGGGUUUUCGAGAUCGCUGCUUCUGCAAACUACAAAGUCUCUUGGGUCAUCUUCGGCCACGAUUGAUCGGAGGCACGAAGGAUUGUUGCCAUUUCUUAGAGCGAUUUCUUACCAAUCUCCAGUUUCAUGCGGAUGCAAAGGCCAUAACGCCAGCAGAACUUAUAAUCAGUUCAGACACACAUAUUUUUCGAUCCGAUCUUUUCAUGCUACGGGGAUAUGUUGUAUUAUAGACCGAGACUACUAUGAAAUCCUCGGUGUUCCCAAAGGUGCUAGUCAAGAUGAUAUCAAAAAAGCUUUUCAUGCACUUGCAAAGAAAUAUCAUCCAGAUGCAAAUAGAAAUAGUCCUGCUUCUAAAAGAAAGUUCCAGGAGAUAAGGGAUGCAUAUGAGACAUUGAGCGAUGCUGAAAAGAGAGCACAUUAUGACAGGGAAUUCUUGAGAAAAUCUGAGGAGUCGAGGUACCCUGAUGAAGAUGCCAAUGGCUUUCGAAGAGCCUAUGAAGAUCCUUUCUCUGAUACGUUCUAUAAGAUAUUCUCUGAGGUCUUUGAACAUGAUAGAGAAAGAUAUGCAGAUGACCUACAGGUGAAAUUAGAUCUCACUUUCACUGAGGCUGCUAAAGGUUGCACAAAACAUGUGUCUUUCAGAGCACAAGUUCCUUGUGAUUCAUGCUAUGGAAGGGGUCACUCUGUCAAUGCAAAGCCAUCUAUAUGUCCUACAUGUAAAGGCGUUGGAAAAGUUACAAUUUUUCCAUUCACGACUACGUGUAGUUCUUGCAAAGGUCGAGGGAAAAUAAUUAAGGAUUAUUGUUUGGCAUGUAGAGGAUCUGGGGUGGUUGAUGGUGUAAAGAAUGUCAGUGUUACCAUUCCACCAGGAGUCGAUUCUGGUGAUACGAUUCAGGUUCAAAAGGCUGGGAAUCAAGGGGGACAUAGCGUCGGUCCAGGCAAUUUGUAUAUUAAACUGCAGGUAGAGAAGGACCCCAUUUUCCAAAGAGACGGAGCUGAUGUCUAUAUAGAUGCUCGUAUUAGCUUUACACAGGCUAUUCUUGGGGGUAACAUUGAAGUACCAACCUUGUCCGGAAUGACGCAAGUGAAGAUACCGAAAGGAGUCCAGCCGGGGCAACUUUUGGUUUUACGGGGUAGAGGUUUACCAAAGCAAAUUGGUUUCUUAGACCAUGGUGACCAAUAUGUGCGGUUCCGUAUACACUUUCCCUCUUCGGUAAAUGAUCGCCAACGAGAAUUGUUGGAGGAGUUUGCUAAGGAGGAAGAAAUUCGAGAAAGUGCUGAAAUUACCUAUGGGAACUGGCUUGAUCAGCAGAUGUGUACUGGUUGAAACUUACAGGUGGAGGCAAAUAGGUGAUUUAUUGACCGCUCCAUGGUUCAUGCUCGGUGUUGGUUUCCUACUACUUAUCCAUUUUCUGCUAAGAGUUUGAGAUAUAAUCUGAUUCAUCUGCAAGUGUGCGUUUACUCUGAAACUAAGAUAUAAUGCAAGCAUCAGUGCAUCAAACGCUUCGGCACGAAUGGAAUCGUCCAGCUUUGCAGCACCAAGCAUCUGUUUCAGCGAGCAAUUUUUCUCGUUAUGCAUCAGUUACAUUCCAUAAGAGGAGAUAAUUUCUUUUUUUGGGAGACCAGGGGACCAGGAAUAUAUUGAAGUCUGAAGGCGCCAAAUUCUAUUUCAGCGAAUGACUGCUUCAUAGCACAUUAGUUAGGGUCCAGAAUAAGGUGCAAACUUUUUAUCGAUAGGGCUGAGCACCACAUUAUCUGUAGCUGCUUUAUUUAGUGCUUUCAAUUCUGAGAACAGGUCUUUCUCCCUUCUGACCUGUUUAUUUUGAUCUGAGAAUCUUCAAAACAUGGGAUGAUUUUGAUACAACAUUGUAAAUUUAUAAUCUGUACAUCACUUGAACUUGAAAUUGAAUAUUGCUAUCCAUACGAAAAAUAAGACAAGGUGCUUCUCUUCGAA
Messenger RNA from Asparagus officinalis (garden asparagus), 2083 nucleotides. RefSeq names its product chaperone protein dnaJ 1, mitochondrial. Gene Ontology annotation, cellular component: cytoplasm. Gene Ontology annotation, molecular function: ATP binding; heat shock protein binding. The transcript has 19 exons. The record is from RefSeq and is a predicted model, not a curated record. NCBI's taxonomy places the organism in Eukaryota, Viridiplantae, Streptophyta, Magnoliopsida, Asparagales, Asparagaceae. Gene Ontology annotation, biological process: protein refolding; response to heat. Bases 110 to 1456 code for a protein of 448 amino acids.